Molecule: messenger RNA, 2114 nt
Organism: Ichthyophthirius multifiliis
Lineage: Eukaryota; Ciliophora; Oligohymenophorea; Hymenostomatida
Exons: 3
Biological process (GO): small GTPase-mediated signal transduction
Molecular function (GO): guanyl-nucleotide exchange factor activity
Source: RefSeq, a predicted model, not a curated record
UGCAUAACAGUAUUUUAAAGGAGAUGAUAGCAUCAAUAAUUAGAAUUUUUGUUAAGGAAAAGUAAAAAGAUACUCAAUGAUUUCAGAUAUGCUUUAACCUUCCAUACAACAAUUAGAAUGCCAAUACAAUUAUUGUAUAUUAUAUAUGUAUAUUUUAUAUUAAUCAUUAAAUUUUUGCAUUAUUAUCUUUUGAUAAUACCAAAAAAUAUAAAUGUAUAUAUAUAUAUUACAUUUACAAAGUUAAGAUGAAUUUUUAUUAAUAAAAUAUAAUAACUUCUUUUUUAGAAUUUAAGAAAAUGACAUAAGAAAACAAAAAAGAAGUAAUAGUUGUAAAUAAAAAAAAUACUUUUUCUGAACAUAAUUUAAAUCCCAAGUCAAGUAAAAACUUAAAAUAAUUUUUUAGACAUUCCACUUUAUAAAAAUAUUUUGAUGCUACGCCUUUUGAUAAGGAAUAACUUGAUAAAAUAACUUAAAUUAUAUAAAAAGAUGCAGAUUUAAUAGAAUAGAUUAUAAUUAAUUAAAUACAAGAAAUAAUCUAAUCAUCAACAAAUAUUCAUAUAUUUAUUGAUUUAUUAUUAAAAGACUAUUAAAAAAAAGAAAACUAUACACCAUUUUUUAAAUCAGAACAAAUUCAAUAACAUUAAUCUGAAAAUUUUUAUAUAGAAGGUUAAAAAACUCCAUAAGGAAAUAAUAAUACAGGUUUUAUGAAUUUUCAAAUAUCAGAUAACAUUCAAAAAAAAACAUAGGAAAAAGCAAUAGAAAAAAUAACUUAAUAAAUCUAAUAAGUAGAUAUAUCUCUCUCGUUAUCUUCUUUAAUAUUUUGUAAUCGUUCUAAAAAAUUCAGAAAUAAUUUUAUACUUACUAGUGACUAUUUUAUAACUCCUUACAGCUUAGUAUUAUAUUUUAUUCAUUUUUAUUACAUUCCUGUACCUUACGGAUACACUGAAAGUGAAAAAGAAUAGUAUAGGAAACGAGAAUAAGAAAUAAAAACUAAUAUUUGGUUAUUUUUUAAAGAUUUUGUUGAACUGAGAUGUAAUUAUUUGUAUUAUGAUAAUAUCUUAAUUUCCCUUUUAUUGAAGUUUUUUAGAAAUAUAUUACAUGAUGAUUAUAAAUUCAUUCCUUUAUAUAAAAAAGUGAAAGAAAUUCAUACAAAAUAUGAAUUUAAUAAAAUAAAAACUAAAGAAAAGAAAAGCCCUCUUAAUCAGAUAAAUAAAUAAAAUUUAGAAAUAAUAAUAUUUGAACCAAAACCAUUAAUAUUAUAUGACUCAGAAUAAAUAGUAAAAGUAGCCUGUUAUAUAUACAAGAAAUGGCUUUAAAAGUUAAAUAUAAGCGAUUUAUUAAAUUCAAAAAUAAAUUAAAGACUAUAAAAUAAAUAAUUAACAAAAUAUUCAUAAAAAUUUAAUUAUACAGUUUAUUGGCUAAUAAAUCUUGUUUUAAGCUAAAAAGAUAUAUAAAUAAGGAUUAAUUAUUUAAAAAAAUAUUUUGAUUUGAUUAAAUUAGCACACGAAUAUAAAUGCUUUCCUUUUUUACAUAUUAUGCAUACUUCAAUAUAUUAAAUUUAAAUUUUUCUUAAAAAAACUUGGGAUUAUUUCCUAUAAAGAAUUAAGCAGUAAAAAAUGAAUGGAAUUUUCGAUUGGGAAAUCGAGUUUUUUGAAAAUAUGUUUAAUGAUAAGUAUGAAGGCUAUUAUUUAGAAAUAAAUAAAUUAAUCUAAUAAAAAUCAUUAGAUUUUGUACCAUGUAUUAACCCUUAUUUAUAAGAAAUUAAUGUUUAUGAAAACAAAUUUAAAUAGCAAAAAAAAGAAGGAGAAAUUAUUGUUCCAUGGAUUAUGCAUGAAAGAAUAGGAGAAAAACUAAAUUAAUUACUAGUUUGCUAAAAAAAUUGUUAAGAUAAAAAUUUUGAAGAAAUAUACUAAAAUUACAAAAAUAGCAAUUCCGAAGAAGUUUAGAUUUGUUUUAUUUUUAAAAAACUAUGCUUUUAAAAUAUUAAUGAUAUUCUUUUGUAAAAUUAAAUUAAAUUAUAAGAUAUUGAAAUUUUUUUUAUUAAUAAAUCUAAUGAAAUAGAAAAUGAUAUAAGCCUACCUCUAUGUUCUGGUUUUUAAUAUAAUAAUUGCUGA